Molecule: messenger RNA, 2757 nt
Organism: Siniperca chuatsi (mandarin fish)
Lineage: Eukaryota; Metazoa; Chordata; Actinopteri; Centrarchiformes; Sinipercidae
Gene: fam47e
Exons: 5
Coding region: 143-877 (244 amino acids)
Source: RefSeq, a predicted model, not a curated record
ACCAUUGUUUAACGUCCUCUCGUUUGUCGUAACAUCCAACGGCCCCACAGUAGCCUUCCUGCGUCGUUGCCAUAGUUACCAAGUAACAGAGUACUUGGGGCGAAAAAGAACAGUUUGUUUUCUGUAGAUUUGAUAACGAAGGAUGGAGGCUAAAAACACACGGCCCAUUUUCGCUUGGUACAAGGAGAGGUUGCAGACCAAGUAUCCUCAAGCCCCAACAAGCAAGAUUUCCUCAUUUAGCAGUUGCUGGCGUUUUGUAAACGUGAGCCUCGAUGACGUCACUGAUUGCUCGUCAGUCUUAUCCGGGGCCCAGAGAGGUGUCUCACCGGUUAUUUUCCAUGGCACUCCAAACCACAACUCCAGUCAAAAGCCUAAAAAGUGCAUCUCCAAAGAGCACGCUUGCUUCUCAAAGCAGAUGAUCCAAAAGCAGAUUCGCAGAGAAUAUGUGGCUGCUGUGGAGGAAAGACUCAAACAGCAUCCUCUAGCAACGUGCCCGCACUAUAAGGAUCACAUGACCCCAGAGUUAUUUGAUAAGGUGGUAUCCGUUUUGGACCCGGUGUGCGUAAACAGCGCCUCUGCACUCCCUCUGCCUACAGGAAACCAUGCGGAGGAGGUAGAUCAGGAAGACUGUACAGAGCCAAGUAAGGAAGAAGUGGAGAGAGUAAAACAAUCUGCCAAUAAAAUCAGCACUGAUGUCCAAAAUCCAACUCCCAGAAACCCUUACGUACUACAAAUGAAUGGAAACGGUAUCAAGAAAGGCCGGACAGUCAAAGUCAAUCAACUGAGCACCAAUGAGGACAUGAAAGUAGCCUCCAAACUUUUCAGCAAAUGGUUUGCCUCUCCGGUAAGAGCAAGACGAAGAGACCAAUGUUACUGAAUCUGCCACACUGGGCAAUUUUGACAGUGGCCUUCAAGACUCUUUAUCACCAACUUUCCCCAUUCAAGUGCAGAACGCCAGCAGUUUCUCAGGUAAAGAAUGAAAUCCCGUCACAGCCACAAACAGGCAGGACAGUUACAAUACGCUUCAAAAGCCUCUGAGCCAAAUAAAGUACAAAAAAAAAAAAAAAAAGAGUAAAAUUCACUAAAUCUAAAGCUCACAAACAGUAAAAUAUCAUAUUUGAUGGCUGCUGGUAACUGAAUCCCAAAACGUGGAAAGAAAACUGGCACAGAUGAACCACUGCAAGACCCAGGCAACAUGUCCAAAGGAGCUGGACUUUGAUAUCCAAAACAAGUGAUAUGAUCAGGACUACCAUCUGCCACCAAAUCUCAAGACAAUUCAUGUCCCUUUCCCAUCUAUUAAACAUGUGAAACAGUUGGUUUGUUGACAGAAUGAGGAGCUGAAACAGAUGUAGGUAACCUUAACUGUCAGGAGUUGUGUGAUCCACAACGGACUACGACUGCCAAGGCUAUAAACCAAGACUGUACAUUUAGAGGGGUUUCAAAAGACCAGUGUUUCAAAUAAUGUGUAUACAGGAAAUGCUCUUCAAACCAAAGUACAAAGAAGAGCAAAAGGAGAAGUGUGUCUAAAAUGGACACUUCUUCUUACUGCAGUUCCUGAAGAGGAAAAUUUUGCAGUCUUUGCAUACAGGAAACACGGACAAUUAAGUGUGUAAGCAGAAAGAGGGCAGAGGGGUUAUUCUUCCCUAUUUGUAUCACGCUUGUUAUACGGUGUUGAUAUACAAGUAUAUGAUAAACCUACACUGUGUAUAUAUAUUUUUUAAUUGAGCAUCAUUCCUGGUUUGAAAUAACAACUCAAAACACAUUCAUUUUUUAAAACUUUAUUUAAACAAUAAAUUACACAAAUACACCUGAUUUUUAUAAAACCAUCCUUUGACAACUUCAUUUGGGGAGCCUUCAAAAAAAAAAAAAAAAGAGUUUUCUGAAAGACAAAAAAAUGUGAAGUAAUUAAAUUAAUUCUGAGGAAUGGAUUUACAGAGAUUAUGAUCAAUCAAUAACAUUUACACAAUUUUAUGAAAACUAUGAAGUCUGUGAGCUGCUGAAGGAUGUGCGUAAAAGGUCUUAUCAUUUGUUAUUAGGGAUGCACCGAUUGUGAAAUUCUGGGCCAACAAAGAAAUCUUCAUUAUAAAAAUAACUGCUUCAAAAGCCUCUUUUAGCCUGCUAUACAACAAAUACAAAUAACCAACACAAAAUUUAGCCAGCGCAAAAAUUGAACAGAUAAACAUCGGCCACUGCCGAGAUCCUAUUUGCCGAUAGGCCGAUAGCAGUCGACAAGGCCAAUAUCAGCUGAUACCGACGAUGUUCGGUCGAUAUAUCAGUGCAUCCCUAUUUGUUAUUGAUCCAUUGUAACUAUUUGACUUUCCCUCUCAGUUAAUAUACAGUAUGAUAUUCAUAUACAACUGAUAGCAUCUUGACGGAAAACCCACAAAUGUCUCUCGUUACCUCAUUAAGAUCUCUUCUAAUCACUGUAAAUGGAAGAUGUUUUCUUAAUUGUUUUUUUUUCCUAACACAAAGUAAUGUAAAUGUUUAGUUGAAUAAUCCUGUGUAUAUGUGAUGUACAAUAUUAACAACUUACUGAUAAGAGGAGCCAGCCUCAGGUCUGUUGUGUCAUGUCUGUCACUGUUGGCUGUUUGGGUCAGAGGUCAGGAGUGAGUGGACGGGUGAUUUGCGGCCCAGUGAGAGCAGCUGUGGGGAGGAAGAGUACCUCGCUGCAGUCGCUGGACUCGAUAUAACACGGCCUGGAAAAGUUAUAAUGUAUACGUUACAGAAUAAAAUAUUGAUAUUGGCAAAAAUCCACAA